Messenger RNA from Didymodactylos carnosus, 1476 nucleotides. Lineage: Eukaryota; Metazoa; Rotifera; Eurotatoria; Philodinida; Philodinidae. The record is from the annotation of a GenBank genome assembly.
AUGGAUCCCAGUUUGUCGCGGAGAUGUUUACAGAUAUGCAAAGAUUUGGGAAUUAAAAAUAACUUUAAAGCCACUUGUCAUCUACAAACAAAUAUGACAGAACGAGUAAACAAAACAGUGAAACAAAUGAUCACUCAAUAUGCAGAAGGCAAACCAAAUUCAUGGGAUAAAGAAAUAGCAAAAUUAGCGUUUUCCAUAAAAACACCAGUUGAUGAAUCAACAGGACAGUCUCCAGCGUUCCUGAAUCUUGGUAGAGAACCUCAACUUCCUCUUGAUCUGAUCCUCGAUGACCCUACUGAAGGCCCAUCUGUACCUCCAGAUGAAAUAAAACAUGUGGCUCUAAGUUAUCGUGACCGACUAAGUCAAGAUCUCAAAUAUGCUCAUUAUCUAGCUAAAGAAGUACAAAAAAUCAAUCAAAAGAAUUAUUAUGAUCGACAUACAACUCAGAGAAAAUAUGCAGAAGGCCAAUUAGUCUGGAUAGCUAUUCCGCUAGGACCUAUACUAACAUCGAAAUGGCAAGGUCCUUGCAAAAUUCUUCGACAAAUUCGCCUCUCCUCGUUUAAAGCCCAACGUCUAUCAGAUCGGGUUAUUUUAGGUACAGUUAACUCGGAUCGUUUAAAAUCGUAUUACGAAUUAAAAACCACUUCAAUAGCGAAAGAUAAUUUAGAACCACCCGCACCACUCAUGUCACUGCCGUUAACUCCAGUAAUUACGACACAGAACAUAAGAAUACCACCAGAACGCCUAUUCCGAAGAACGAUAUCGUUAGCGCGAAAUACAAAACAACAGCAUCCGAAAGGUAUUCGUAUAACACGACACCGACGUUUUAUCGAAGAAAUCAUCGGCAUCGGAACCGUGGCACUGGCACUCUCAACAGCAAACACCGUUCAAUUAGGUCAAUUACAAAAGACCUACGAAAAAGAACAAAUCAUGCAAGCAAUAAAACUGAAAAAUACAGAAAGUCUAUUCAACGCUACUACAGAAAUCGUAAACGAGCACUCAUCAGCUAUCGAAUAUAUCAACCAACGAUUAUCAAGAUUAGAAGACAAGCAUCAACAGUCGUUUUUGUAUGUAGCCAUCAAUGAUAUAAUUUCUAAUGGAUUAACUUUGUCUUAUAUUGGUUCGCCAGAUGCGUCGGCUAUUGUUCGAGAUGUUAUUACUAGAGGCAACAUUACGCUUCGUGAGUAUGCCGAAACAAUCCCACCCGUUUCUCUUAUUACUAGUCCACUGAUUCUACAAAAAAUAAAUUUUAUAGCAUCAACAAACUACGCGCCGGAAGAUCCGAAUCAACUUGGUCGGCUAGAGUUCGAAAAUUACUUUGCUGUACGACAGGAAGACUUUACUCAGUUUCAAAAUCUACAGGAUGACCACCAUCCCAUUCUAUCACCAACAAAAAUGGGUGCAAAUGGCCAAUUUACCCUUCUACUUCUUCCAUAUGACGAUAGAGAAUAUGACGAUAUUGUCAAUGUAAACUAG